Naumovozyma dairenensis CBS 421 is the source of this 822-nucleotide messenger RNA. RefSeq lists its product as uncharacterized. Lineage: Eukaryota; Fungi; Ascomycota; Saccharomycetes; Saccharomycetales; Saccharomycetaceae. The record is from RefSeq and is a predicted model, not a curated record. Gene Ontology annotation, biological process: regulation of transcription by RNA polymerase II. The transcript has a single exon. The coding region runs from base 1 to 822 and encodes 273 amino acids. Gene Ontology annotation, cellular component: PcG protein complex; transcription regulator complex. Gene Ontology annotation, molecular function: RNA polymerase II cis-regulatory region sequence-specific DNA binding; DNA-binding transcription factor activity, RNA polymerase II-specific.
AUGCUCAGUGCGGAACCUAUGAUGCAAUACUCCGUUUCAAAAACAAUUCCGCUUCUGGAAACAUCUUAUGUUUGUCUCCCGCAUAUAAUGGAGGUCACACAGCAACGAAUCCAAUUCAAAAAUGCAACGGAGGCAAGUACACAAGUAAGAUCAGGACAUAUAGAACAGAGCAGUUUAGUAACAAAAUAUAAUAGCCACCCAAGUCCAAUAGAUGUAAAACUACCACCAAUAUCUGCUUUGAUAUCAAAUGCAUAUGUAAACAGAUAUUCAUGUUUUGGGAAUGAUAGCCGGUGCGAUACUUUUCAUAAGGAUGAGGCUGCAUUAUUAACACCUUCAUAUGUCGAUGCCAAUCAAAAAAGUUCUGGGGUUAGUUUUCAGAAAAAAAACAUUGGUUUACCUUUUGACGUUAUCUCGAAUAACGUAAGAGAUACUAUUCAAGAUUUAUAUCGAGAUGUUUUGGAAAAAGAGCUACCAAAGGUUGCUGAAACUAAAAACCAAGUAUUAUUUUCAAGCGCUAAACCGAUCAUGGAUCUUAAUGGCCAAUCCAAUACAUCUCCUCAUAGAAAUUCUUCAAAAAUAAAUUCUCCCGGAAAGGCGAUACUUAAAGCGAAAGUCAGGCUAAGAAAGCAAUGCUCUGUUUGUGGCAAAGUUUGUUCAAGACCAUCCACAUUGAAGACACAUUUCUUGAUUCAUACGGGGGACACACCAUUUAAAUGCUCAUGGGAGGGGUGCCACAAGGCAUUUAACGUCAAAAGUAACAUGCUAAGGCACAUGAAAAGUCAUGAAAGAAGAAGGAAUAAGAAGACAUGUUUAGCAAAGUAG